AAAUGAAACUGCUUGCUAAAAACCAAGUUUAAAAAAUAUUACAAUUUUAUCAUUCUACAUUUAAACUAACAAACUAAUCUAGUAGGCUCGAAAAUUAUCAAGUAACCCAUUUUCUGUAAUUAUGUGAUUUUUUUUUCAAAAUGAAAAGAUUUACAAAGUUAUUUUUGAGUAAUUAUAUUCCUAGGGGACCAAAUUUGUGUGUUGCGAGAGCUUACUCCCAGGUUGCUGAGUGUUCAGCCACUUCUGAAGAUAAGGAUGAACCACCACUGGAUGGGAAUAAGAAAGGUCUAGUGCUGGGCGUUUACGAGGCGGACGGGCAGUUCGAGCUGACCGAAGCCGCCGCGGAGGUCGAUCAGAAGUCUGAUGGGAAGAUCAGUCAGCAUCUCACUGAGCUAUCAUGUCAGCUGCAGCUAGGCAAGUCGUUCGCGGUGACCGACGUGCCGGGGUACAGCGCCGUCGCGCUCGCCAGCUACGGGCCCAAGAACGCCUGCUACAACAAGCUGGAGGAGCUGGAUGAGGCCAGGGAAAACGUCCGCUGGGGAGUGGGGGCUGGCGUGCGGGUACUACAGUCCCGCGGCUGCGCGCUGCUAGACGUGGACCCGGGGACGCGGCCCGACGCCGCCGCGGAGGCCGCCCAGCUCGCCGCCUGGAGGUUCCAAGAGUUCCGAGCGUGCAAGAAGCCGAAGUGCCAAGUGACCCAGUACGGGGGGGCGGGCGCGGAGUGGGGGGAGGGCGCGGUGCGGGGGGACGCGCAGAACUGGGCGCGGCACCUCUCCGACAUGCCCGCCAACAAGAUGACCCCCAUUGACCUCGCUCAGGCGGCAUUAGACGAGCUGUGCCCGCUGGGCGUGGUGGUGGAGGCGCGCGACCGCGAGUGGAUCUCGUCGCAGGACAUGCGCGCCUUCCUGGCCGUGGCGCGCGGCUCGUGCGAGGAGCCCGCCUUCCUGGAGUGCGCCUACCGCGGCGGCCGCGAGCGCCAGCCGCCCGUGCUGCUCGUGGCCAAGGGGGUCACCUUCGACAGCGGCGGCCUCUGCCUGAAGUCGUCGGAGCUGAUGUGCGAGAACCGCGGCAGCAUGGCGGGCGCCGCCGUCGUGCUCGCCACGCUCAAGAUCAUCGCCACACUCAAGGUGCCCAUAAACGUAGUGGCUCUGCUUCCCCUCUGCGAGAACAUGAUCAGCGGGCAGUGCAUGAAGGUGGGCGACGUGGUGCGAGCCCUCAACGGGGUCAACAUACAGAUAGAAGACACGGACAUGGAGGGCCGGCUGAUGAUGGCGGACGCGCUGGUGUACGGGCAGACCAUCUACCGGCCCAGCCUCGUCAUAGACGUCGCCACGUUCACCCGCGGGGUGCUGCUGGCGACGGGCGGCGGCGCGUACGGCUGCUUCAGCAACAGCGAGGCGGCGUGGCGGCUGCUGCGGCGGGCGGGCGCGCGCGCCGGCGACCGCCCGUGGCGGUUCCCGCUGUGGAACUACUACCACCAGCAGAUCGUCGAUGACCCGGCUGUGGAUUUGAGAAACAAAGGAUCGGGGUCUGCCACUCCUUGCUUGGGCGCUGCCUUCCUUAGGCGCUUCGUGUGCUGCGACUGGCUGCACGUGGACGUGACGGGCGUGGGCAAGGUGGCGCACGCGGCGCCGCCGUACCUGCGCGCGCGCCGCAUGUCGGGCCGCCCCGCGCGCGCGCUGGCCGCCGCGCUCGCCGACGUCGCGGCGCCGCGUGCCGAUGACAAGCAGCAGGGCGAGUGCGGCUAGGGCCGACUCCGACCCACCUUCGACCGAGUGCGAGUUUUAUUCGAUCAAACAAACUCGGCACGUGAGCGCGAAUUUGUAUAGAAAUGACGCUGAUUAAAUGUCAUUGAAAUUCGUGAUAAUAUGCAAAAUUCGUUUAACCGAGUAGAACUCGUCACACAUGUUGGGUCAUUAUCAUUUUUUGUAGUUAAAUUGAUUGUAUCAGCUUCUUAGCGACCUGUAUUAUACAUUAUUGAUCCAAUAUUAAGUUUUUACAAUGGUACGUUUUUGCAGAGAAAAUCAGCAAACAUCUACAUAUAAAUUCUGAAAAGAAUAAUCUACCAGAAAAACCAAUAUUACUAUUAACUUACGACCAAUAUUUCAUUAUUACCCCUUUAUUUUUUAGACUCACAUAGACAAACUUACUUCUUUGAUUUUCAAAUUGCAGCCAUUUCUUAGGAAGCUCAUUUUAUUGUAUUUUGAUUUUUAUCUUGCUAUCAUAGGUAUCAAAUUUGUAAAAUGUCGUAAUACUGUCAGUUUCUCCUAGUAUAUUUACAACAGCACUAACUUUGUAAACUGACAUGAGUUUUGUUUGUUUAACGUUAGAGACUAAUUAAUAAAUUCUAUAUGUAGAAUUCUAUCCCAUAGCGUUCAGGAUCAAGUCCCACAAAAAUAAUUCAAGACAGUAGUGUGAAUCCAAGCAAACCUCAUGAUAGCCAUGUUGUUGUUACGUUGAAAAUUUAUCACCUAGCUGUCUGUUUUAUCUAUGGUGAUAUUUUACCAAUAGUAAUAUACAUAUAUAUGGUAAUGUGGCAUGUUCGAUUGUGUGUAUAUCAAAUUGAUAUAUCAAAAACUUCCUAAUAUUUUUUUGACAAUCCAACAUUCAAUAAUUUGUGUUUACCUAUAUUUUUUAUGAAGUCAUGUAUGUCCGUUGUUUUAUAUUUAAUGUACAAGAUUUAAGAUAGAUCUUUAAAAAAUCAUUAAAACAUAUUUGCAUCGCACAAACUAUUCCUUAUUUCCUAUACGCAAA
Amyelois transitella is the source of this 2754-nucleotide messenger RNA. RefSeq names its product cytosol aminopeptidase-like. Gene Ontology annotation, molecular function: manganese ion binding; metalloaminopeptidase activity. Gene Ontology annotation, cellular component: cytoplasm. NCBI's taxonomy places the organism in Eukaryota, Metazoa, Arthropoda, Insecta, Lepidoptera, Pyralidae. Gene Ontology annotation, biological process: proteolysis. The transcript is spliced from 12 exons. Bases 141 to 1748 code for a protein of 535 amino acids. The record is from RefSeq and is a predicted model, not a curated record.